AUGCUCCCCAUGAUUGCACGACGAGGGGUCCCCGGACACGGGGCGAGGGUGGCGUCCCAGCUCGGCUCGAGCCGAGCCGUGGGCUCCAUCCCGCGCCUCCAGGCCCAGGUUGCGGACGUCAGCAACGGGCUCGACCAGAGCGUCCUCAGCACGAGCGCCCGUCGUGAUGAAACCCUAACGGUUCACCCGGUCGUGAACUUCACACCACAGAAUUGCGACGAAUUCUGGCGCAAGGUGCCGCUGUGGGAGAAGGUGUCGGCCCGGGAGUUCAUCUCUUAUCGCUGGAGUCUCUACGGUUUUCUGGAGGCUGUUGUUCCCGAAGAGAUCCCGUACGACGAGGCCGGGACUCGGAUGCAGACUCGCAGCGAGUAUAUCCAGGACGUUGAGGACGGCAUAACAGCGGCCACCAUGGCCAUUCGGAUGACUCCGUACAUCUUGAGCCGGAUCAACUGGCGGGACCCGCGACACGACCCAAUCCUGCGCCAAUUUCUCCCUCUCAAGUCGGUGAUGAUGCCGGACCACCCGAAGCUGACACUAGACUCGCUACACGAGGAAGAGGAUUCGCCGGUCCAGGGUCUCGUUCACCGCUAUCCGGACAAGGCGCUGUUUCUCCCAACCUCUGUUUGCCCGACAUAUUGCAUGUUCUGCACCCGAUCAUAUGCGGUGGGGGCCAAUACCGAGACCGUGACCAAGGCAUCCCUGAGACCAACGCGCCGACGUUGGGAGGCGGCGCUGGCAUACAUUGAGAGCCAGCCCGGGCUGCAUGACGUUGUGGUGUCGGGAGGCGACUCUUACUAUCUCAAUCCGGAGCACAUCAGGGAUAUCGGCGAGCGACUGAUCGGCAUGCCGAAUAUUAGACGCUUCCGCUUCGCUUCCAAGGGCCUCGCAGUCGCGCCGGGACGGGUGCUGGACGAGUCUGACGGUUGGGUCAGCGCCGUGAUCGACGUCUCCAACAAGGCCAAGCGGGCCGGAAAGGCGGUGGCGUGGCACACUCACUUCAACCACCCGAACGAGCUGUCAUGGAUCUCGUCGGCAGCCAGCCAGAAGUUGUUUGAGGCGGGCGUCAUGGUGCGCAACCAGACCGUCUUGCUGCGGGGGGUCAACGACGACCUGAAGACCAUGUCGGCCCUGAUUCGAGGGCUCGCUGACAACAACAUAUUCCCGUACUACGUCUACCAGUGCGACAUGGUCAAGAGCGUCGAGCAUCUGCGGACGCCGCUGCAGACCAUCCUCGACCUGGAGGCCAAGAUCCGAGGGUCGAUUGCCGGCUUUAUGAUGCCUCAGUUUGUCGUUGACCUCCCCGGAGGCGGCGGGAAGCGCUUGGCCUGCUCCUUCGAGUCAUACGACCGAACUACAGGCAUCUCCAAGUACACCGCUCCCGCUGUGACCGGGCGCAACAAGGAGAACAGGGUGUACGAGUACUAUGAUCCCAUUGACUCGCUGCCUAAGAACGCGGCAACGUAG
Molecule: messenger RNA, 1464 nt
Organism: Thermothielavioides terrestris NRRL 8126
Lineage: Eukaryota; Fungi; Ascomycota; Sordariomycetes; Sordariales; Chaetomiaceae
Exons: 5
Coding region: 1-1464 (487 amino acids)
Molecular function (GO): catalytic activity; iron-sulfur cluster binding
Source: RefSeq, a predicted model, not a curated record